GGAGGUUGUCUGGAAGAACAGGCCACGUACUCAGCUCACGUCAUCUCCCAGGAAAACCUGGUGAGCCCCUCCCUUUCCAGUGGGGAAACUGAGGCCCCAAGCAGCCUGCACCCAGUACUUCUCCGGGCAGACUGCAGCUGGGGCCCCAGCGCCUCCGGCCCAGCCUUCCUCGCCCAGGAGCCCAGGACAAGGCCUAUGUGAGUCCCGGGCUGGCUUCCUCCUGCUAAGAAAAUGGUACAAACUGGAGUGAUGACCUGGCCCGUGCUCUGGGGUGAAUGGAAACAUGCUCUAUCUUCAUGCUUCAUCAGCAUCACCAGCUACAUAGAUGGGCCAUCAUGGCGCUGCAAGAGCUGUCACUACCCACCUCUUGCACCCAGAGCAGUGGGCACGCAGGCCUUGGCACUGUGGGCCGCUCCUCAGACAGGCUCCAGGAGGUACAGCUGUCUCUCCUCCCGGGAGCCCUGUGCCAGCUGCUCUAUGGACACACAUACAUCCAGCCAGACAUGCUGUGUGCUGGGAAUCUCAGGAAUGUGGAGACUAUGUGCGAGGGUGACUCUGGGGGCCCACUCGUCUGUGAAUUCGAGCACAUCUGGUUGCAGAUUGGAGUAGUGAGCUGGGGCCGUGGUCGUGCAUACCCUACGUAUCCUGCCGUUUAUGCCCAAGUCUCCUAUUUCUCAAAAUGGAUCAGUUACCACAUGGAACACACCCCCACCGACCUCCUCAGCCCCUCCCUGCCCUUUCCUCCAGUCUAGGGGCCGCUGUCAGCCUCCUGGUGACCACACUGCCUGUCUUGUCAGUGUUAUGAAGGCCACCCUGGCUCCCUCCUACUGCAGGCCUCUGCCCCUGAGCAGCUCAACCUCUGGGUCUCCAUGCACCUGGGAAGGUGAUGGCCACCAUCCAGGCCCAAGUGUGGGGCUGGGAAGGUGCUGAGCCUGGGCCACGCCCUGGGAGGCAGGGCUGGGGUGCCCACAGAGAGCACAGUGCCUUGGCUGGAUACUUGGGGUACCUGAUAUUUGGUAAGACAUUAAAUAUUUACAAAGCA
Molecule: messenger RNA, 1042 nt
Organism: Manis pentadactyla (Chinese pangolin)
Lineage: Eukaryota; Metazoa; Chordata; Mammalia; Pholidota; Manidae
Gene: PRSS38
Product: serine protease 38
Exons: 4
Coding region: 276-752 (158 amino acids)
Biological process (GO): proteolysis
Molecular function (GO): serine-type endopeptidase activity
Source: RefSeq, a predicted model, not a curated record